Molecule: messenger RNA, 1675 nt
Organism: Asparagus officinalis (garden asparagus)
Lineage: Eukaryota; Viridiplantae; Streptophyta; Magnoliopsida; Asparagales; Asparagaceae
Exons: 6
Coding region: 82-1506 (474 amino acids)
Molecular function (GO): DNA-binding transcription factor activity; DNA binding
Source: RefSeq, a predicted model, not a curated record
CCCACAACACCAACUACUCUUGCCAUAGAAUAGUAAAGAGUAGAGAGAGAAAAAGGGAGGAGAGAGAAAGAGAGAGAAAUCAUGGGAGAUGACAAGGAGAAGGAGGCCAUGGUAGAGAUCUGCGAAGACAAAGAGAGAUUGUUGCCUGUCAUUGAUCUAAACGAGGAUAAGGCUGAAGAGGAAUGCAACAAGUAUGCAGAAAACCAAGAGCAAAACAAAGAAGACGAUGAUAGUGAUGAUGAGGACGAUGAACAGAGUAUCAAUACUGAGAUUGGAGGUGGAGGGAGCUCAAGCAGCACAAAUAACAACAAUAACGAGGAAAGCAAGAUUAGCGUAGGGAGCGGUGAUGAGAGAGCUCCGACUGUGAGGCAGUACGUAAGGUCUAAAAUGCCUCGGCUGCGUUGGACUCCUGAUCUCCAUAGCUCUUUUGUUCAUGCAGUGGAAAGAUUAGGUGGACAAGAAAGAGCAACUCCGAAGUUAGUGCUUCAGCUAAUGAACGUGAGGGGGUUAUCUAUUGCUCAUGUUAAAAGCCAUUUGCAGAUGUAUAGAAGCAAAAAGCUAGAUGAUUCUGGACAAGAAAGAUCAGUCAUUUCUUCAGCAUUUUCUUCGAUGGACAACUACAUGAGAAGAGGAGAUCAUUUCAACAAUAUGUUCUACCAUAGAGAAGUCUCCCAUCACCUUCCCUUCAGAAUGGAAAGAAACAUUCAUGAAAAUGAACGAUUUUAUAGCCUUUUGCAACGAUGUCAAUCACUCCAUCAUCCAUUAGAUGUCAACAAUAGCCGUUUCAGACACCAAGAAUGGGCUUUUACUCAGCAAGCAGGCACAAGAAUUGGUUCGGUUAAAGAGAAGAUAGUUUGGAAAGAAGGGAAGCCAUUGGCAUCUCAUCUGUUUGAUGUUAGAGAUACAAUUACUGGUAAUGGGUGCUCAAGAUCUAUACAUGGUCAUUUUCUUGAUGGAAGGAGAAAUGCAGGGUUUGAUUGGAUUGCAAGUAGCUCAAAAACCUUGUCUAAGGAUGGAAAUUCAAAUUUAGCUAUGGCAACUGGUUCUUUAUCUGAAUGGCCAGGAAGAACCAAUUUGAACAGCUAUAAAAGGCUUCAUUCUACCUCAAGUGAUCCAAUAGUCAUCAACGACGGCAUUCAACAUCGCGCUGACUUGCCAUUUCGAUUUGGACAAGUUCAAAAUUCAAAGUUUAACGAGAUAUUUGCAAGAAGAGAGAACCAAUUGACAGAUAUGAAGAGGAGGAGGAUGAUGAAAGAAAGUGAUUCAGUGCCUAAUUUGAAAUUAGGGUUGAGUCCAGGAUCAGUAGGAGAUUCUGCCGAUGUGAAAAAGAAAAUCCCCGAGGCUGAUCAAGAAGUGGACAGUGUGCUCUCACUCUCACUCUCUCCCCCAAAUCCUUCGCCAAAGAAAUUACAUCAAAUCGAGUUUCUAGAGAGAGGUACCAGCAAGAAAGCUGCUAUGGGGACGAGUACUUUAGAUCUGACCAUGUCAAUCAAGGCAUUGCAGUGAGAUCUUUCAAGUACUCGUCUGGAGGCAUUCUAGAUAAAAAAUAGCUAUAUAUAGUGAUGAAAUUAAUAAGGUUUUAGCCCCAUUGGUUAUUUUGGGUACAUGAUCUUGCAGUUUAGUUAUUAAUUAAUAGCCAGAAAAUGGUCAUUAAUCAAGCUGGUGUAGUCACGAG